Molecule: messenger RNA, 363 nt
Organism: Striga asiatica
Lineage: Eukaryota; Viridiplantae; Streptophyta; Magnoliopsida; Lamiales; Orobanchaceae
Source: the annotation of a GenBank genome assembly
AUGGCCCAAUACUUUUGCCCCAUCAAAUUUCAACACCUUUGCUGGCAAUUUUUGCCGCUGCCAAAAUCCCAAAUCUCGCGUCUCUAUUGGCGCUCACCUCUCCAAGUGAAAGUAUGGGCAGAAAAGCCGGGACCUUGUUCAUCAACCCUAAGAAAUUCGAGAAAUGAUCUCGUUUUUGAACUGCCUGGCUUUGAUCAACAAGGCAACGACUCGAAAUGCACUCGACAAAAAUCCCUUUUGAGUACCUGCAUGGAUGCUCAGUCUAGCGGUAAAAGAAAGCCUUGGGGUAGCAUUAACUAUCACCUGCAGAGGCUGAGCAGGGGAAGAAAUGUAAUCCAAGGACAUGUUUUUGAAUUCAUUGAA